Brienomyrus brachyistius is the source of this 828-nucleotide messenger RNA. RefSeq names its product E3 ubiquitin/ISG15 ligase TRIM25-like. NCBI's taxonomy places the organism in Eukaryota, Metazoa, Chordata, Actinopteri, Osteoglossiformes, Mormyridae. The record is from RefSeq and is a predicted model, not a curated record. Gene Ontology annotation, molecular function: zinc ion binding. The transcript is spliced from 2 exons. The coding region runs from base 76 to 828 and encodes 250 amino acids.
CUACUGCAAACCACACCUACUGCAGCCUGAGAAGCAGGAAGUUCCUCCCACUUUCACAUAUAAAUAGAACUGUAAAUGAAAACAAAAACUAAUCCAGUCAGUGUUCUUUGGAAAAUGGCAAAAUCCAAUGUCACACUAGAUCAGAAUGAGUUCAUCUGUCCAAUAUGUCUGGAUCUACUGAAGGAUCCAGUGGCUAUAGCCUGUGGACACAGUUACUGUAUGAGCUGCAUUAAGAGCUGCUGGGAUCAGGAGGAUUAUGCUGGAGUUUACAGCUGCCCCCAGUGCAGACAGACCUUCACACCCAGACCUGUUCUGUACAGAAACACCAUGCUGGCUGAGGUGGUGGAGAAACUGAAGAAGACUGGACUACAAACAGUUACUCCUGCUGAUGAUUAUGCUGGACCUGGAGAUGUGGAGUGUGACGUCUGUACUGGGAGAAAAUACAAAGCUGUCAAGUCCUGCCUGGUGUGUCUGGCCUCUUACUGUGAAUCUCACCUCCAGCCUCACUAUGAGUCUCCAGCUUUUAAGAAGCACAAGCUGACUGAUGCCACUGGACAUCUGCAGGACAAGGUCUGUUCCCAGCAUGACAAACCCCUGGAGGUCUACUGCCUUACUGACCAGCAGUGUAUCUGUUAUCUCUGUACGAUGGACGAACACAGAGGCCAUGAUACAGUCUCAGCUGCUGCAGAAUGGGUGGAGAUACAGAAACAAAUGGGAGAAACACAGAAGGAAUUUCAGCAGAGAAUUCAGAUGAGAGAGAAGGAGCUGCAGGAGCUGAGAGAGGCUGUGGGCUCAAUCACAGUGAGUAUGAACCUGAAGAGAAGAUAA